GGGGAUCCGGAGAGAGAAAGUUUAUUUGGGGGACAGUCCUAUCUGAGCUGGAAGGUGACAUGUCACAUUGGGAUGAGAUGAUGCAGUAGAUGCGGCCAGACAGCAGCUCCCAGCGACACAUCCGCAGAGCAGAGCGGAGCCCGCAGGCAGCCGGCAUUGGCCGUGUCACAGGCUUUAUAUAGGGAUGCGGGAUGUGCCUUGCGACAAGCUGCUGACUCACGUAUCCCGCUAAUCCCACAGCCUUAUGGUCCUAGCUGCGCGCUACUGCUCUGUAACGUCUAUUAAUAACCAAGGGUCGUUAGCGAUUUGACGCUGCCGCAGCGCUAACCACUCGCCAUGAUCGCCGCUGCUUUCCUUGUGUUGCUGCGACCCUACAGCAUCCAGUGCGCUUUCCUGCUGCUGCUGCUCAUGCUGGGCACCAUUGCUACAAUCUCAUUCCUGUGCUGCUGGCACCGCAAGCUCCAGAAGGGCAGACACACAAUCAAGAACGUGCUGGGCGGCCGGGCUAGGAGCAGAGGUAGGACAUAUGCCAUCCUGAGAUCUCACCAUUUUCGUUCGGAGGGAUUCAGGCCAAGUCCUCGUCAUCUAAGGAGAUACACACGAGCUCGGGUUGAGGAAACAAAGCCUCCAGUGGAGAUUCCACAGAGUGACCAGGAAACCCCAUCAUCACUAAGAAAAAGAAAAAUCAAGAAAAGCAGCCGGGUUCAGCCAGAAUUCUAUCAGUCUGUGCAAGUCACUCCAACUCGGAAGCCGAGCUCGGGCACGGCUUCCUAUCGCUGCUCCAUGUCUUCCUCGGCUGAUUUCUCCGAUGAUGACGAUUUCAGUCAAAAAUCUGGCUCAGCUUCCCCUGCUCCCGGGGACACUCUGCCCUGGAACCUACCGAGACACGAGAGGUGCAAGAGGAAGAGCUCGGGGGCAGCAGUGCUGGAUCCAGCGGAGAGGGCGGUUCUCAGGAUAGCUGAUGAAAGAGAUAAAGUACAGAAGAAGACAUUUACAAAGUGGAUAAAUCAGCACCUUAUGAAGGUACGCAAACAUGUUAAUGAUCUGUAUGAAGAUCUGCGGGAUGGACACAAUUUAAUCUCUCUUUUGGAAGUUCUAUCAGGAGACACCCUGCCAAGGGAACGGGAUUUUUUGAAGACCUUACGGUUGGUGAGUUCAUCAGAAGCAUGCGAGUAUGAUCAGCAUGAGGAUGUGGAGGAUGAGGAUGAGGAUAAGGGGCCUCGGGAAAAAGGCAGGAUGCGCUUUCAUAGACUACAGAAUGUACAAAUUGCACUCGACUAUUUGAAAAAACGACAGGUGAAACUAGUAAAUAUAAGAAAUGAUGAUAUAACGGAUGGGAAUCCCAAAUUGACUUUGGGCUUGAUAUGGACCAUCAUUCUGCACUUUCAGAUAUCUGACAUCCAUGUUACUGGAGAGUCAGAGGAUAUGUCUGCCAAAGAGAAACUACUUCUUUGGUCCCAACAGACAACAGAAGGAUAUGGAAGAAUACGUUGUGAAAACUUUACCACCUGCUGGCGAGAUGGAAGACUAUUUAAUGCCAUCAUUCAUAAAUACAGGCCGGACCUGAUUGACAUGGAUACCGUUGCUGUUCAAAGCAACAUUACAAAUUUAGAAAAUGCUUUUUAUGUAGCUGAAAAACUGGGUGUUACUAGACUUCUUGAUCCUGAAGAUGUUGAUGUCUCAUCCCCUGAUGAAAAGUCUGUAAUUACAUAUGUGGCAUCAAUGUAUGAUGUAUUUCCCAAAACACCAGAUGGAGGGGAGGGAAUCAGUGCAAAUGAUGUUGAAGUGAAGUGGAUAGAAUACCAGAAUAUGGUGAAUUACCUCAUCCAGUGGAUCAGGCACCAUGUUGUGUUAAUGUCUGAAAGGACGUUCCCGAAUACAGUUGUAGAACUUAAGGCACUUUAUCAACAAUAUUUACAGUUCAAAGAAAAAGAAAUUCCACCUCGGGAGACUGAAAAGUCUAAAAUCAAGCACCUUUACACUUUUCUUGAGCCAUGGAUUCAGUUUGGGCGAAUCAAGCUGGACCAGGGAUAUCAUCCGAAUGAUAUAGAAAAAGAGUGGGGAAAACUAAUUAUUGCCAUGUUUGAAAGAGAAAAGGCAAUAAGGCCUGAAAUCGAAAGGCUGGAAAUGCUGCAACAAUUAGCAAACCGAGUGCAGAGGGAUAGCUUGGGAUGUGAAGACAAACUAAUCCUGGCACGCAGUGCUCUCCAGGCUGAUGCCAAACGCAUGGAAUCUGGGAUCCAGUUACAGAAUGAAGCUGAGAUUACCGGGUACCUGAUUGAAUGCGAGAACCUUCUGCGGCAGCAGCUUGUUGAUGUCCAAAGUCUUGUGGAUGGAAAAUAUUAUCAAGCUGAUCAGUUGGUGCAGAGGGUUGCCUCAUUGAGAGAUGAGCUAUUGGCCUUAAGAAAUGAAUUCACUUCACUCUACAGCAAAGGACGUAUGUUUACAAAUGAUCAGACAAAACUUAUGAUAUCAGGAAUAUCACAAAGUCUCAGCUCAGGAUUUUCACAGAAUUUAAACCCUGUAAUGAACUCAACUAUGUCUCACAGUAUGACCCCUUCUCUGACACCAACCAGUCUCACACCGGGUAUGUCCCAUGGCUUUAAUUCUCACUUAACUGCUGCUAUGACACCACCAUUUUCACCCAACUAUAACUCGGGAUUGAUCCAGAACUAUGCAACAGGAAUGAAUACAAAUGCAUUACAGUCACUAAAACACAUACAGAUCAAGAAACCCUUACAGAAGUCAUCUCUUGCUGAUCAGAAUUUACCUGAAGAAGUAGUGAACUCAAAAUUUGUUCAAGACCUUUUAUCAUGGAUCGAAGAAAUGCAGGUGCAACUUGAUCGAGCAGAGUGGGGCUCAGACCUGUCCAGCAUUGAAGGACAUUUAGAAACCCACAAACAUUUCCAUAAUGCCGUAGAAGAAUUUGAGUCCAGUCUUAAGGAAGCAAAAAUGAGUGAGCUUCAAAUAACAGGAAUUUAUAAGGCCAAUUUUGCUGAAUCGUUAUAUAAACUUGAGAGUCAGUACUCCAAACUUUUGAAUUCGUCAAGAAACCGGCAAAAACAUUUAGACAUGCUUCACAGUUUUGUGUCCCGAGCCACAAGGGAGCUCAUUUGGCUUAACGAGAAGGAAGAGGAGGAAGUAGCUUAUGACUGGAGCGAAAGAAAUCAGAAUAUACAAGCCAAAAAGGACUAUCAUGGGGAAUUAAUGAGAGAACUCGACCAGAAAGAAGAAAUCAUCAAAUCAGUACAGGACAUCGCUGAGCAGAUGCUUCUUCAAAACCAUCCUGCAAGAUCCACAAUUGAAUCUUAUAGAGCUGCUAUGCAAACUCAGUGGAAUUGGAUCCUGCAGCUUUGUCACUGUGUGGAACAACACAUACGGCAGAACUCUGCCUACUUUGAGUAUUUUAAUGAUGCCAAAAAUGCAGCUGAAUAUCUGAAGAGUUUAAAGGAUGCAAUACUAAGAAAAUACAGCUGUGAUAAAUCGACCAGUCUGCACAAAGUGGAAGAUUUGCUCCAGGAGUCAAUGGAGGAAAAGGAGCAGCUUUUACAGUACAAGAGCACAGUCGCCAGUCUUGUUGGAAGAGCAAAGGCAAUUAUUCAGCUGAAACCACGGAAUCCAGACAACCCACUUAAAGCAUCCAUACAAAUCCGAGCUAUCUGUGAUUACAAGCAAAUUGAGAUCACUAUUUACAAAGAUGAUGAAUGUAUAUUAGCAAGCAACUCACACCGUGCUAAAUGGAAAGUAAUCAGCCCCACUGGUAAUGAAGCCAUGGUGCCUUCUGUGUGCUUCACAGUGCCACCCCCAAAUAAAGAGGCAGUGGAUUCAGCAAACAGGAUUGAGCAAAUGUAUCAAAGCGUCCUGACUCUAUGGCAUGAAUCUCAUAUAAACAUGAAAAGCACUGUAUCCUGGCAUUACCUUAUGAAUGAGAUUGAAGGCAUCCGGUCCAGCAAAGUCUCCACAAUCAAAACCUUGUUGCCAGGUGAGCAUCAACAAGUGUUGAGCAAUCUGAAGUCCCACUUUGAUGAAUUCUUAGAAGACAGUCAGGAAUCCAAGAUUUUUUCUGUGUCCGACAUUACACAACUUGAAAGAGAAGUCAAUGUUUGCAAAUUAUACUACGAAGAGCUUCUACAGUCUGCAGAAAGAGAGGAACAGGAAGAAUCUAUUUAUAAUUUGUAUGUAUCUGAGAUCCGAAAUUUCCGCCUAAGGAUGGAAAAUUGUGAAGACCGACUUAUCAGACAGAUCAGAACACCAUUAGACAGGGAUGAUCUUCAUGAAAGUGUGUUAAGGAUUGCUGAGCAGGAGAAAUUAAAGAAGGAAUUAGAUCACCUUAAAGCUGAUUUAUCAACAAUAUCUGAGAAAUGUGAAGAAUUCUUCAGUCAAGCUGCUACCUCACCCUCUAUAGAGACGCUACGCACUGAGCUGAAUAUUGUUAUCCAGAAUAUGAACCAAGUGUACUCCAUGUCUUCCAUUUACCUGGAAAAAUUAAAGACCAUCAAUUUGGUGCUGAAGAACACACAAGGAGCAGAAACUAUUGUGAAGCUCUAUGAGACCAGACUGUGUGAAGAAGAUGCAGUUACUGCUGACAGAAAUGGAAUUGACAAACUUGAGACUACCUUAAAGCUGUGGCGGUCCGAGGUUGAUGAACAACGGGAGGUUUUUCACGCGUUAGAAGAUGAGCUGCAAAAAGCCAAAAAUAUCAGCGAUCAAAUGUUAAAAGUUCACAAGGAGCGAGAUCUAGACUUUGACUGGCACAAGGAAAAGGCAGACCAGCUUGCAGAGAGAUGGCAGAACAUUCAUUCUCAGAUUGAAAACAGAUUACGUGAUCUGGAUGGCAUAAGUAAGUCUUUGAAAUACUACAAAGAAUCAUAUGGGACACUGGACUCUUGGAUCAGUCAGAUAGAAGAAACACAAAGUAUGCUUCAGGAAAACCUGCCUGAAAAUAGCAAGGCUCUGGCAAAGCAAUUGGAUCAGCAGAAGAUGCUGAUUUCAGAGAUAGAAAUGAAACAAAGUAAGAUGGAUGAAUGCCAGAAGUAUUCUGAGCAAUUUUCUUCUGCAAUUAAGGAUUAUGAAUUGCAGUUAAUGACAUACAGAGCAAUGGUGGAUUCCCAUCAAAAGUCACCCAUGAAGCGCAGAAGGAUUCAGAGUUCUUCAGAUGCAAUUGUGCAAGAGUUCAUGGGUUUAAGGACCCGUUACACUGCCUUAAUUACCUUAAUCACACAACUGGUUAAAUUUUCUGGUGAGACCUUGAAGAGGAUGGAGGAAGAAGAGAAGUCUUUGGAAGAGGAAAAGAAAGAGCAUGUAAAGAAAGCAGGGGAAAUACUGAAUUGGGUGUCUAAGGUAACACAAACGUUGAGCAAAGAAGGAGGACAAGCCAGUUCAGAAAAGACACCCAUAUCUAAGUCUCAGAUAUCGUGUGAUGAAAUAGCAAUGAAGCAGGAAGAAAUUUCUGAUGCUCUGCAAACCUUGCAAUUGCUUUUAGCCAAGCACAAUGAAAGAUUGACAGAUGAGGAAAGAGAAGAAAUUGAAAAGCAAGUUAAGGCAUUACAAGAAAGCCAAAGUUCCUUAUCGAAAGAAUAUAAAAGACAGCAGAAAGAAGAAAAAGAUUUGGUAGAUAAACUUGUGGAACAGAAGGUGGAUAAGGUUGUGUCAGGCACCAUUGAUGAGACAACUGGGACAGUUCAUUCCGUAUAUCAGUCUAUAGUGCAAGGUUUUGUUGAUUAUGAAACUGGAAUGCGGCUGCUCGAGAUGCAGUUAAUUGUUUCAGGGCUGGUAUCACCAGGAUUAAAAAUAUGUUUUGAUAUUGAAGAAGCUAAGAAUCAUGCACUUAUUGAUGAGCAAAUUGCUAUACGACUUCAAGACUUAUCCGAUGCUAAAAACAUUACUUCAUCUCUCUCUACAGUUGACUUUCCAAUAAUAGGUGCUCUUAAUCAGGGAUUAAUUUCAGAAUCUAUUGCCAUUAAAAUGAUAGACAUUUUGCUGUCAUGUGGGUGUCUUUAUGUAUGUGGCAUUGAUGAGCACCUUAACUUGAACAAACUUUUCCAGAGAAACCUUAUUUCAGCAGUCUUAUUUUCAAAACUUAUUGACAGGCAAAAGGCAGGAAAAGACCUUAUUGAUCCAAUAACAGCUGAAAAGGUAAAUGUAACAGAAAUCAUCCAGAGAUGUGUCACAAAUAAACAAACAGGAAUGAAGUUUCUACCAGUUAAUGUACAAGAUACAGGCAAAAUUACAUUAAAAUCUGGACGGAAAAUCAAUGUUUUAAGGGCAGCACAUGAAGGCAUUCUGGAGCGUGAAAUCAUGUUUAGAAUGCUUGGAGCACAGAUUUUUUCAGGAGGCAUAAUUGAUCCAGACUCUGGGAGAAGAUUGACACUCGAAGAGUCACUAGAGAAAGGAUUAAUUGACCAGGGCACAGUUUGUGGAAUAUUAACACAGCAAGUUCAGAAUGGGGGAAUUGUUUGUCCAUCUACAGGAAAAUAUUUAACAGUGGAUGAAGCUGUUCAGUGUAACUUGAUAUCGUACAGCAGUGCUUUGUUAGUCUUGGAAGCACAAAGAGGAUUUAUUGGUCUGAUCUGGCCUGAUACCAGUGAAAUUUUCCCAAUUUCAACAUCUUUACAACAAGGAAUGAUUUCUAAUGAUUUAGCAGAGAAAAUUCUAAGAAAUAGGCAAAAAAUUGCUGGUUUAUAUAUUCCAGAAACUUCUGAAAUUAUUCACCUGGAUGUAGCUGCCCAGUUAGGUGUUAUAGAGAAUAACACAGCAACUGUUCUAAGUAAUAUUCAGUUGCAUGAUAAAAUGCCAAACAUAGAUGUACUAGAACCAACAUGUAAACAUGCAUUAAAAUGUAUGCCUUCUUAUGAGUCACAUGCUUCUCCAGUUGAGGAAUUGUCUGAAAAAAAAAGUUCUGAUACAGAAGAACCAUUAACACAUAAUCCAGAACACACAAAGCAGUUAUUCUACUCAUACCUAAUGAUAAACAGCUACAUUGAUGCAAAUACAGGGGAACGACUUCUGCUGUUUGAUGGGGAUCUUGAUGAGGCUGCCAGCAUGCUGCUCGAGUCUGAGCAUAUCGUUCACACUACCAGCAUAACCAGUGAAGAACAAAACUUUGACUCUAAAUAUGAUGAAUUCAGUUCCCAUGUAGUACCAGGCCUAGACAUCAAUGAUACAGGAAUGGACUGUUUGGACUGUGAAGAAAAUAUUCCAAUUACAAUUGUAACAGACCUUGAUGAAAACUUAUUCCAGGGGCAACAAAAUAACUCUGUGUACUGUGAUCUAGAUGGUAAUGGCAUAUACGCAGAACAGCAUAAAUAUAAUUUGGGGAAUAUAGAAAACACUGGUGUUGGUGAUCAAGAAAAAAUAGCUGAAGGAGAGCAUGCUCAGUUGCAAGAAUUACAGUUUGUUGACGAUAAACAGAACCAUGUUGAAUGGCAAGGGCUUACACCUUGUCAAGAUGAUCAAACUUCUGUUAAUUCCAACUCUCAUGUACUAAAGCCUUUGGAAUCCAGUACUCCAAAAGUAGGUUCAAUGCAUUCUCAUAUUGAUGAAAACAGUCUGGAUACAUCAAAGAUGCAGCACGAUAUAGUAAAUGAAGAACCUGCAGAACCACACCAUUCUAUGCCAGGGAAUAUUAUAUAUGAAGAAACUAUAACAACAUUAAAUGUCCAGAUUGGGGAACAACAGAUAGAUACAAAAGACACCAUUCCCUUAUUUAAUACCGAAACUUUUGCUGAUGAACUAGAGACUCAGGUUAGUUUCAUAAGUAAUAUUUCUUCUGAUAACAAAGGUACGACUAUAGAACCUCAUUUGAGUGAUAGCAGUUGUCAAAUAGACUGUGGCAUAGGCUAUGAAACACCACAGCAUAAACUUAGUUAUAGUGAUGGCUAUAUCACUCCAACCAAUAGUGAACAUGAACGUUUUACACUUAAAAUCACUCCAACCAAUAGUGAACAUGAACUUUUUACACUUAACACAGUGGCAGAGUUCAGCUCUGACUCAAUGAAAGCAGAAAUAUGCAAUAAUACCCAUGCUAAUUUAACCCAUACUACAAACAGUAAUGAGAACUAUGAAUGCAGUCCUGAAAAUGUCUUGAAACACUCUUGUGGAACUUUGCAAAUUCACAGUGAUGAUACAUCAGAUCUUGAAGAAAAGGGGAGUGAUGAUGAAAUUGAUUUCAUUUCUCAGUAUGACAUAAUCAGUAACAAAUUUCAAACUAUUGGAGGAAAUAUUGCAGAGGACAGAGAUCUUACCGAUUCCAGUUCAGACGAUGACACAUCCUAUUAUAAUGAAAAUGAUAUUGAGAAGGCGGUCGUAGCACGAGAUCAUCAGUUUCUGGAAACUAUUAUUGAAGAGGAUUUGGAAAGUAUCAUGUGUUCUGAAGAACGGACCUCACCUGUUACUGACAAUGUAUUAGUUAUGCCAGAAGUUGCUUCUUUAGUUAACUUAGUGCAAGACAGUUGCAAAGGUGAUGAAAAAGAAGAUGAACCUGAGGUGGACAACAAGGCAAAUAACUUUGAAAAUGGUUCUCAUUACUUAAUAAAUGAAGAAAUAGAAGAUGAAUUUACUGAAAGCUGCUUUAGUGAAACUGAUAUUGAGUGUUUUGUUACAGAUGAAACCAACACUGAUGAAGAUUAUGAGACUGAAUUAUCUACAAAUGAGCAAAGUAUUUUUAACAACACAUGUAUAUUUGAUCCAAGCCAGGAAAGUGAAAAAAGUUUGACCAACUCCUCUAAUACAAUUUGUUCAUUGUAUCAAGCAAAUAAUAGCGAAUAUGCAGAAUAUGUUUCUCUUUCAACAUCUACAAAUGUAUGUUGUACUGAACUGGAUGAUGAAGAUGAAAGGGAAAGGCCGUGCUCAAACAAUAACACUCCUGAUUCUGUAAUAAAGAAUUAUCCUACCAUUGAAACAGCUACAUUAGAGUGUACAGAGAAUGGUAUUGUAACACAAAAAACAUGUGAUAAACUACAAACAGGUGAAGAAUUUAACGCAGAUGAUAAUGUGUGCCUGUCUAUAAAAAGUAUCGACAACUUAAGUGUUUUUUCUAUAAUUCCUGAUGCAAACCCAGAAGUGUCAGAACUAUGUAAGUCAAUGAAUUCGGAGUCAAACACUUUGGAAACUAAUGUGCCUGCUACAGAAAUAAAAAACAGUAGUGUUUAUGCUCCUAAUUUAGAUGACUGUUUACGAACAGAUGAUAAAACAACAAUAUUCAGAACUAAUGAAAAUGUAGAAGAAAUAAUUCCAUUGCCAGAAAAGCAACAAAAUAGUGAUUGUGUUUCAAACCCUAGUCCCAUUCACAUUGAAAACUUGAGUACAAUUUUUGACUCUUUACUCCAUAAAGCUGGCAAUGAUGUUUUGGAGUUAAAUGUAGCGACAGAUGUGUCAGAAACUUUGAAAAACACCAGUAUCAAAAAUACAGAUCCUAAAUCUGAAGACAAAGAUAGGGAUUUGGCAAGUUACCUUAGGGGAUGUGCAAGUAUUCUUCAGGCAAACCAAGAAACUGGAUGUACUCCCUGUUCUGAAGCAGAUGUGAUUUUUGCUGAGAAUAAACUAGAUUCCACAACUGAUACAAAUAAUUUAGGUCUUAAUAAUGGUGUGCCUGAAUUCCAAGAUCAGGCAAGAACUGAUCGGGACGUAAACAAUCAACUGGAUGGUGAACAAGUAUGUAAUUAUGUGGAGUUCGGUGCUAAAGAGGGAAAUAUGAGGGAACGCACAAAAUAUAAAGAUAAUUCAGAUUUAUCUGACAAAACAAAAGAGUAUUUAGUUGAGAGUAAGUUAAAAGAAAUUAAAAGACAUACAGCCGAUGAAACACAAAUAGGGCAUCAUUCUACAGCAUGUGUUUAUUUUUCCCAAGAAGAGAAAAUAUUACAGUCAGAACCAGAUUAUCCUGACAGUUCUACCACAGAUGUGAAAGAAGUGAAGAACAACAGCCAUGCCAUAUUUGGCUUGUCUGGUAUUGACCUGGAUGAAAAUCAGCUCUGUCCUAAUCAACAAGUAGAAAAACUUGGACAUAUAGACAAUCACAUUGCAUACAGUGACACAGUACUAGUGCAGGAACCAAACCGUCCCAAAUUAAUCUCUUCUCAACUGGAGCAAAUAUUUUAUGUUCCCCCAGAUUCUGAAAAUAAGAACAAGAUUGAAGAACUGCUUAUUAAUAUUAACAAAGGUCUUUAUCCAAGUGAAAUGGUGAGCUAUUCUUCAAAAACACAUAGUUCCGAGAGGCAAGAUAAUAAUCCAACUAUGAAUGCUGCCAGACAGAGUGAUACAUUUGCUCAGGCAGAAUGUGCACUAAAAUCAAAACAUGCACAAAACUCAGAUACACUGCCUUCUAAGUACGAUCAAAAGACCGAUGACCAAAAAACACAACCUAAUCCUAAAGAUGUGUCUACAACAGUUGAAGCUGAAGAAUGCCUUUCAUCAGAUAUGUUAUCAAUGACAUUAAGUCAGUGCUCCCAGAAAUUAUGUGAACACCUUACUGUAAUCCAGGAUUUAAAAUUUCAAUUAGACAGCCUGCCAUCCAUCAGUGACAAUUUGGAAACUUUAAAAAUACAACUUGAACAGACAGAGUCAUUUGUAUCAAGGCUGAAUGUACUUUCUGCUGAUGUGAAAAAAGAUCUGAAGGCUACAGAGCCUUUCUUAAUGUCUGUGCCUGGUGACCUUGCAACCGAACAUCUGAGGGAAUUAAAUGACUGUUUGGCGAAGGCCCUUGCUUUAGUUUGUGAUAUGUCUUCAGAUCGUGCUAAACAGAUUGCUUCCAGUGUUGACACUGAGAUGUCUAAAUUAACAGUUUCAUACCAGGAGCUCCUAAACAGACUACAGAAUCUGUCAGAUUGGAUCCAAGAGAAACACAAUUCUGUGGACGUAUUUGUGAACAGUAAUGACAUGGAGAUGGUGAAACAAAGUCUUAAAAUCCUUAAGGAACUGGGCACACAUGCAUCAGUGAAAAAGACAGAGUUGGAAACGACAGCAUUUGAUAUCCAAUUUUUGAUAUCAGAACAUGCCCAAGAUCUUUCUGCCAUUCAAAGUAAACAGCUAUUAAGACUCCUAAACACAACACAGAGGAGUUUUCAGGAAGCUCACAAAAAGAUUGCAUCACAGAUUGAAUCUUUGAAAAGUGCUCUGGUGGCAGCACAAGACCUGAGUGACCAGAAGGAUGCGGAAGUACAGUUACAAGAACACAAAGAAAAACUACAGGAAAUCGGUCAUCUACUCACACAGACAGAAAACCGACUGAUUGGUCAGCAAGAUACCUUCUCAGCACAUGACAGCCCUGCUGACUUAAAGCUUCACCAAAAUGAAUACCAGGAGCUGCAGAAGGAUAUGCAUGCUGGGGCCAGCGAACUGGCAGAGAUAGUAAAAAACACAGAGAAAUUUCUUCAGGACUACGGGGAUAAACUUUCACCAGAGGACAGAGCUGUCAUUGAGCAAAAAUUAAAGGAGGCAAAAAGCAAGUUUGAUCUUCUCAGCAAAAGAGCAGAAGAAUCCAAAAAGCAACUGGAUAAUGCACUUACUUCUGCAAUUAAAAAAGAAACUGAAAAGUCUGCUGCUGUGGAACAGUUAGAAGAAAGCAAAAACAAAAUUGAAAGUCUCUUGGAUUGGCUGUCAUGUGUGGACAAAGAAGCAGUGAAUGGCAACAAUGUGUCAAAAAUGAAUAUAAAACAAAAUGGAACAAACCAUCAAGACCAGGACCUAAACUCUUUGCUUGAUGGAAUAGAAGAGGUUAAUGGGAAUCUAAUACAAACAGAUGGGAAAGAGGAAACUGUAAAUGUUCUCAAACAAGAUAAAGAAGAUUUAAGCAGUCAAUAUCAAAGAGCAAAGGCGCAACAUGACAAAAUUGUCUCACAGCAUCAGGCUGUUAUUAUAGCUACACAGUCUGCCCAAGCAUUACUUGAAAAACAGGGUCUGCAUCUGUCAACAGAAGAGAAAGCAAAGUUGCAAAAAGAUAUUUCAGAUUUAAAAGCCCAGUAUGAGACAGCACUUUCUGACUCUGAACGAAAGAUGAAGGUAAUACAAAACGUACAAGAAGAGUUAGAAAAGUUUUCUACAGACUGCAUUGAAUUUGAAAACUGGCUUCAGGAGUCUCAGUGUGAAUUGGAAGAACUGGAAUCUGGGCCUGCAGAUUUUGCAGCAAUCGAUAUAAAAUUUCAGAGGCAAAAAAGCUUCUCAGAAGAUGUGAUAUCUCACAAAGGGGACCUACGGUACAUCACUAUAUCAGGACAGAGGGUUCUGGAUGCAGCAAAAUCUUGCAACAAAGAUGACGACAACAACAAUGUUAACACACUGGAAACAUGCAAGAUGGUACAGGAAAGGUUGGAUACAGCUUCAGAGAAGUUCAAGUCCUUGCACUCUAAGUGCAAUGUUCUUGGAAAUAACUUGAAGGAUUUAUCUGACAAAUGCCAGCAUUACCAGGAUGCCUCAUCCUCCCUACUAAAAAGAAUAGAGAAAUCUGAAUCUUUUGUAAACAAAAAACUUUCGGAGCCUAUUGCCUCCGAUACAAAAAAUGUGCAAAGACAGCUUGAAGAUACAAAGGUGUUGUGUGAACAGGUAUCUGCUCACCAGGCUGAUGUUGAAAAACUCAAGAAAGCAGCGGAAGUACUUAUGGAUUCCAAAGGAGGCCUUUCACUAAACAAAGAUGAGAUCCAAAAGCCCCUUGAUGAUAUAGUGGGAAGAUACAACACUCUAUCUCAGUCAGUAAACGACUGGAAUGAAAAUCUCCAGGUUACAUUGACUCGCUCACUUAGUGUUCAGGAUGGUUUGAAUGAAAUGCUGGACUGGAUGAAUGGGGUGGAACGAGAUUUCAAAGAUCAACAUCAAGUCCCACUGAAUUCUUCAUCUAUCCAGGAAAUUAUUACAAAAAAUAAUAUUUUAGAACAAGAUAUUUCCAACCGCCAGAGCAGUAUUAACACCAUAAACGACAAAGUCCAAAAAUUUGUGGAAACAGCAGACCCAUCAACAGCAUCUUCUUUACAAGCAAAGAUGAAUGAACUGUUUCACCGUUUUUCCAAAGCUGGUGAACUUGCCAAAGAGCACACUGCACAGAUGGAGGACCUGAAGACGAAAGUUGAGCUGUUUGAGAAACUAUCAGAUAAAGUUAAUUCAUUUCUGGAUCAAAAGCUUCAGUCUCUUACAGAGACAGGUGGCCCUGGAAAAGAUGUGACAGAGCUUUCUCAGUAUAUGCAGGAAACAAACUGCGAGCUAGCAGACCACAAGAAAAACUUGGAAGACUUGCAGAUGCUUGUUGAAGAAAUAUGUGUUUAUGGUAUUCCUGGAGACAAGGCACUUGCUUUGGAAAAAGUAAAAACAAUGCUGAAAAGUUUUAAAGAUCUUGAAGAGACUGUGAAGGCAAAGGAAGAAGAUGUGUCUUCUUGCCAAAAUGAAAUGGAUGCUUUUAAGUCUUUAGUUCAGUCUUUAAAGAAAUGGCAUGCAUCAGUCAUUGAGGAAAUACCUGCUGCUUCAUCAACAUUUUGUGUAGAAGAAUUAGCUAAACAUUUGAAAAAGAGCAAGAGUUUGCAAGAAGAAUGGUCUCAGAAAGGCCCAGAGGUGCAGAAAGUUAAUAGCAAUGGGGCAGUUCUUUGUAACUUAAUCAGCACUGUGACUUCGCCUGCAAAAGUCAGAGCAUCAGGGAAAUCAGGUAGGACUUUUAUAAACGGGACAGUGACAUCUGAUGCCAAAGAACAACUAACUAAUAAAGAGCUAGUUAAUGUAGAAAAGGAGAUAUCAGAUGUAAAUGAAGGCUAUCAGCACUUGGGAGAUUUGUUAAAAGAAAAAGUGUCUGAGUUGGAGAAGUGGCUUUCACAAAUGCAACAAGUGCAAGAAGAAACGGAUGCAUUAAUGACUUGGCUUAGCAAAAUGCAGGUCGAGACUGCAGAAUGGGAGCAUCCAACAGACAGUGUUUCAGUGAAAGCCCAGAUAGAACAGCAUAAGAGGUUUGUAUCUGGAAUAAAGCAAAAAGAAAAAAGUGUCGAAAUGCUGAAGGAUAAGUUGAAAGAUCUGCUUCUAGCAAACCCAGAUGCACCAGAGUCAUCCAAGUGGAAAGAAAUGCUGGAUAAAAUAGAUUCUUUAUGGCAAGACAUUAACAAGAUGGCAUCUGAAAGACAGCAAACUUUAGAGGAGUCUUCAAAUGAUCUGACACAGUUCCAGACAGCAGAGGCGCAGCUGAAACAAUGGCUUACCGAGAAGGAACUCAUGGCCAGUGUACUUGGGCCACUCUCAAUUGAUCCAAAUAUGCUGAAAACUCAAAAACAGCAAGUUCAGAUCCUUCUGAAAGAAUUUGAUGCUCGAAAACAGCAGUAUGAACAGUUUAGCUCUGCAGGGCAGAGGAUCCUUAACAGGCCCUGUGAGCUCCCUUCCAGUGAUGAAGUUGUGAAAGAACAGUUGGCAUCUGUAGCAUGUAAAUGGGAAAGUCUAACAGGACAAUUGAAUGAUAGAUGUGAUCGCAUUGAACAGGCUAUUGUCAAAAGCACACAUUAUCAGAACAAUUUAAAGGGCCUCUCUGAGAAACUAAGUUCCAUGAGUACAACAUUAAGCAGCAAUAUGGUGGUGAGCUCCCAUCCUGAUGCUGUCAAACAAAAACUCCAGACAGCAAAGCAGCUUCAGGAAGACUUGUCUAAAGAAAAGAACAACAUAGAAGAGACCAAAGUCCUCUGCCAGGAACUGUCAGAUCUGGUGGCAGAAGAGUACAUGAAAGCAGAAUUAAAUAGGCAAUUGGAUACUGUUGUAAAGCCAUUUGUGGAGUUGGAAGAAAAAGCAGGUUAUCAUGUGGAUCAGCUACAGAUGGAUUUUGCCAGUUCCCAGAAGUUUCAUCACUUGUCUGAAGAUCUUCAGUCUUGGAUACAAACUAAAGGAAAAGAGCAAAAUGAAGCAGCACCAAUUUCAGCCAAGCUUGAUAUCUUAGACACAUUAAUCACACAGCAGACAGAAGUACAAAAUGCUCUAAAGCACCAACUCAGUACCUAUGAGAAAAUUACUGCAGAAGCUGAAAAUCUUCUACAGAAAACAAAAGGUGAUGAAAAAGCAAACCUACAGUCUGAACAGUCGAUUCUCAAACGUAAUUGGGAAGCCAUUAACAAGCAGGUUUUGGAAAGGAAAAAUAAUUUGCUUGACUGUCAACAGAAGGCUACCAAAUACAAGGAGUUGGUAGAAAAUAUUCAACCAUGGAUAGAGGAAUGUCAGCAAAAACUGUCUGAAUUUACAGUUUCUGUAGAUUUAGGCACCAUUGAGAGUUCAGUUGGGCAAGUAAAAGUUCUGCAAAAAAAUGUUGAUAAGCAGAGGGGAAUGAUGGAGACCUUAAACAGCGCAGCAGAGAGCCUACUAAACUGCUGUCAGACAGAUAAAGAAGAGAUCACUGAGCAAAAUAAGAACAUGAACAGUCAGGUUGAAGAACUUAUUGACAAUUUGCAUAUUAAGAGGGACACACUGGAGAAAUUUGGGAUUCGUCUCAAGGAAUUUCAUGAAUCUGUUAAAGACACGGAAAAGCAGCUGGCUGUAGCCCAAGAGCAUUUAGACACUCACAACUCCCUUGGUCCUCAAGGUUGUAGUAACAAACACCUUACAAUAAUGCAAGCUCAACAAAAGGUUCUUCAGAUCCUAGAACCUGAAAUAGACACUGCCAGAAGUCUGGCACAGCAACUUGUGGUAGACGCCUCUGAUGCAGAAGGAGUUACUGAACUACUUCUUCAAGCAGAGUCACUUCAGCAAAAACAUCAUAUUAUCCAUCAAGAAAUAGAAGAAAAAUGUUCAUUCUUAGAGACUAAACUGCAAGGAAUUGGACAUUUCCAAAACAGCAUUCGAGAGAUGUUUUCUCAGUUCACAGAGUUAGAUGAUGAACUUGACAGUAUGGCUCCAGUGGGAAGAGAUCUUAAUAAACUACAGGGUCAAAAACAGGAGAUAAGCAACUUCCUAAAGAAACUGAGUGAUUUAAUAACAACUAAUGAAAAUGCAAAUAAGACCUGUAAGAAAAUGUUGGAAACUGAGUCAUCACCCGAUCUUAUUGGCAUUAGAAGGGAUCUAGAAGCAUUAAAUAAACAGUGUAACAAAUUACUUGACAGAGCAAAAUCCAGAGAAGAGGAAACUGAGAAUAUCAUAACUCGAACUGAGGAGUUUUAUAGUACACUUAAACAAUUUGUUGACCAACUUAAGGGUGUAGAGGAACAUGAAGAGUCCCAAGGUGCUGUUGGCAUGGAAACAGAUGUCAUUAACCACCAAUUAAACAUUUUUAUGGCUUUCCAAAAGGAAGAAACUGAUCCUCUUCAAACCCGUCUGCAAGAGGUGAAUCGGUUGGGUCAGGGCCUUGUCCAAAGCGCUGCUAAAAAUACUAGCACUGAGAACUUGGAACAUGAUCUGGAGGAAGUGAACGUGAGAUGGAAUACUCUGAAUAACAAGGUUGCUCAGAGGGCUGCUCAGUUACAAGAAGCUCUCCUUCACUGUGGAAGGUUUCAGGAUGCUCUGGAAUCUCUUCUAAGCUGGCUGACAGAUACAGAAGAACUGAUUGCCAGUCAGAAACCUCCAUCAGCAGAGUUUAAAGUGGUGAAAGCACAACUGCAAGAGCAAAAGUUACUUCAGAGACUCCUGAAUGACCGCAAACCUACCGUUGAUGUAAUAAAACGAGAAGGGGAAAAGAUUGCUGGUUCUGCUGAUCAAGCAGAUAAAGAAAAGAUCUUGAAGCAACUGAAUGCUUUAGAGCAUAGGUGGGAUGAGCUGCUGAAAAAAGCAGAGAUAAGAACUCGCCAGUUGGAUGGUAUUUUAGUUGUAGCAGAGCAAUUUCAUGAUUCCUUUGAACCGAUAUCUGAAUGGCUCACCUCCACUGAGAAAAAGCUUGCAAUCUCAGAACCCAUCGGUACACAGACAGCCAAACUUCUGCAGCAGAUUUCACAACAAAAGGCCUUAGAAGAUGACAUCACAGCUCAUAAUAAAAGUUUACACCAAUCCCUGAGCAUUGGGCAGGCUUUAAAAUCCUUGAGUUCAAGGGAAGAUAAAGAGAUGGUACAGGAAAAAUUAGACACUUACCAGACACGAUAUUUGGAGAUCCAGGACAAAAGUUGCAGGAGGUGUGAACUACUGCAUCAGGCCUAUUGCAAUGCUCAGAUAUUUGGGGAUGAUGAGGUUGAACUGAUGAAUUGGCUGACAGAAGCUCACGACAAGCUGAGCAAGCUCACAGUUCAAGAUUACAGCACUGAUGUGCUCACCAGACAACACACUGAGCUGCUGCUUCUUCAGGAAGAUAUCAUGCUUAGGAAGCAGAAUGUUGACCAGGCCAUCCAGAACGGAGUGGAGCUGCUAAAACAAACCACAGGGGAUGAAGUUGUAAUCAUUCAGGAAAAGUUAGAUGGCAUCAAAUUAAGAUAUGCCGAAAUCACAAAGUUAAGUUCAAAAGUGUCCAAAAUAUUAGAUCAGGCUCUUCAUCUUGCAACCCAGUUCCACUCAACUCACGAGGAACUUAGCAGGUGGCUGGACACGGUGGAAGUGGAACUAAAAGAAUAUGAAACACAGACCUGUUCUGCGGAGGAUCUGACCAUUGUACAGGAAAGGAAAAAGGAGCUUAAGCAAGAAGCUAAGGCCAGUAAGGCUUUGUUGGACUCUCUGAAUGAUGUCAGCAGUGCUCUGCUAGAACUAGUACCAUGGAGAGCAAGAGAAGGGCUUGACAGAAUGGUGACAGAGGAUAAUGAACGCUAUAGAUUAGUAAACGACACUCUAACGCAAAUGGUGGAAGAGAUAGAUGCUGCCAGAGUGAGAUCUCAGCAGUUUGAGCAAGCUGUUAAUGCAGAGUAUUCAUGGACUAAAGAAGCAGAAAAUAAAUUAAGGUCAUUAGGUCACAUUCGACUUGAGCAAGACCAGACCACAGCUCAACUUCAAGUCCAGAAGGCAUUUACAAUGGAUAUAUUACGACAUAAAGAUUCAAUAGAUGAACUGAUUGCAUCAGCAGAUGAUGUUAUGAAUGCAUUUAAUGAAGAAGAAAAGCAAUCUAUGAAGAACAAACUUAAGAACCUGGUGAAGAAAUAUGAUGAGACCUGCCAUCUGAACGCUGAACGGAAUCUUCAGCUGGAGAGAGCUGUGUCACUGGUGAACCAGUUUUGGGAGACGUACGAAGAAUUAUGGCCAUGGCUCACAGAAACUGAGAAUGCCAUUUCUCAGCUUCCAGUUCCAGCUCUUGAUUAUGACACCCUGAAACAGCAGCAGGAAGAUAUUCGUCAACUUCGUGAACUAAUUGCUGAGCAUAAACCUCACAUUGAUAAAAUGAACAAAACAGGCCCUCAGUUACUGGAUCUUAGCCCUGAGGAGGGUUUUUUUAUUCAGGAAAAAUAUGUGUUAGCUGAUACACUUUAUAGUGAAAUCAAAGAAGUUGUGAAGAAGCGAGCCAUUAACUUGGAUGAAGCCAUUUUUCAAUCAGCACAGUUCCAUGACAAAAUUGAUCCAACUCUUGAAAGUCUACAACGGAUAGCUGAGCGCUUGAGGCAGCCCCCUUCCAUCUCCGCUGAGUGUGAAAAGAUUAAAGAACAGCUCAGUGAAAAUAAGAAUGUGUCUGUAGAGCUUGAAAAGCUUCAGCCUGUCUAUGAAACUCUUAAAAAGCGCGGAGAGGAAAUGAUUGCACGCUCAGAAGGUGCCGAUAAGGAUAUUUCAGCCAAAGUGGUUCAAGAUAAACUCGACCAAAUGGUCUUUGUCUGGGAGGACAUCCAGGCUUUGACUGAGGAAAGAGAAGCCCAGUUGCUUGAUGUUUUAGAAUUGGCAGAGAAGUUCUGGUGUGAUCACUAUGCAUUGAUAGCUACAUUUAAAGAUACCCAGGAUUUAAUACGGGAGCUAGAUGGACCUGGCGUUGACCCUUCUGUUGUGAAGCAACAACAAGAGACAGCAGAGCUGAUAAAGGAAGAAAUCGAUGGGUUUCAGGAUGAGCUGGAUGCAGUAAUUACCCUUGGAUCUGAACUGAUAUCUGCUUGUGGGGAACCUGACAAACCUGUUGUUAAUAAAAACAUAGAUGAGCUAACUUCAGCAUGGGAUAUUCUUAAUAAAACCUGGAAGGAACGGGUUGAAAAACUUGAUGAAGCUAUGCAAGCUGCAGUUCAGUAUCAAGAUGGCCUGCAGGCUCUGUAUGACUGGGUGGACAUUUCUACUUUGAAGGUAGAGUCUAUGCCGCCAAUUGGAACAGAUUUGGAAACAGUGAAGCAACAAAUUGUGGAACUUAAGCAAUUCAAGACAAAUACCUACCAGCAACAAAUAGAACUGGAAAGGCUAAAUCAUCAGAAGGAACUCUUGCUGAAAAAGGUAACGGAUGAGAAUGAUAAGCAAGCUGUUGAGGAUCCCUUGUCCGAACUGAAACUCUUAUGGCAUUCGCUUGAGGAUAAAAUUAUCAACAGACAGCACAAACUGGAAGGUGCUCUUUUAGCCCUGGGUCCAUUCCAACAUGCCCUUGAUGAGCUCAUGACAUGGAUGACACACACUGAGGGACUUUUAAAUGAACAGAAACCAGUUGGAGGAGAUCCUAAGGCUAUUGAAAUUGAACUUGCAAAACACCAUGUACUUCAAAAUGACGUGCUAGCACAUAAGUCUACAGUCGAAACUUUACGGAAAGCAGGAAAUGACCUAGUUGAAUCAAGUGCAGGAGAGGAAGCAAGCAGCCUAAAUAGUAGGUUGGAAUCUUUGAACCAGCGGUGGCAAAUAAUUCUGGAUAAAACAGAGCAGAGAAUGAAGCUGCUGGAUAGUGCCUUAUUUCAGGCUCAAGGUUUCCACGGUGAAAUUGAAGAUAUGCAUCAGUGGCUCACGGACAUAGAACGCCAGCUCCUGGCUUCUAAACCUGUUGGAGGUUUGCCUGAAACUGCUCGAGAACAACUUAAUAGCCUUCUGGAACUUUGUUCUGUCUUUGAAGUUAAAGAAGACAUUUACAAGAGGCUAAUGCAGAGAAGUCGGCAAAUGAUGGAACGAUGCACUGAUGACCCAGAAGCAAAUAUAGAUCAAGAUAUUAUUAACCUCAAAGAGAAAUGGGAAUCUGUAGAUACAAAACUCAGUGAAAGAAAAGCAAAACUUGAAGAAGCUCUUCAGGUGGCUACAGGAUUUCACAAUUCUCUACAAGACUUCAUCAACUGGCUCACACAAGCAGAACAAAUAUUAACUAUGGCUUCCCCACCAAGUCUUAUUUUGGAUACUAUAUUGUUUCAGAUUGAUGAACAUAAGGUGUUUGUCACUGAAGUAAACUCACAUCGAGAUCAGAUUAUGGAGCUUGAUAAGACUGGAACCCAUUUGAAAUAUUUUAGCCAAAAGCAGGAUGUUGUUAUAAUUAAAAAUCUGCUUAUCAGUGUACAAAGCCGUUGGGAAAAUGUAGUUCAGCGCUCAUUGGAAAGAGGACGGACGUUGGAUGAUGCACGGAAGAGGUCCAAGCAGUUUCAUGAAGCAUUUGACAAACUUAUGGAAUGGCUUGAAGAAUCUGAGAAAUCCUUGGAUUCCGAGCUUGAAAUUGCUAACGAUCCAGACAAGAUCAAGACUCAAUUAGCAAAGCAUAAGGAAUUCCAGAAAACUCUAGGAGGCAAACACACAGUGUAUGAUACAACCGCACGGAGUGGACGGUCACUAAAGGAGAAAGCAACACUGGCAGAUGAUAUUCAGAAACUGGAUGAUAUGCUCAGUGAGAUAAGAGACAAAUGGGAUACAGUCUGUGGGAAAUCAAUUGAAAGGCAAAACAAACUUGAAGAAGCAUUGCUGAUUUCUGGCCAGUUUACAGAUGCAUUGCAGGCCUUGAUUGACUGGCUUUAUAGAGUUGAGCCUCAGCUGGCUGAAGACCAGCCCGUUCAUGGUGAUCUCGACAUUGUGAUGCAUCUCAUAGACAACCACAAAGUAUUUCAAAAAGAGCUGGGAAAGAGGAGCAGUAAUAUUCAGGCACUAAAACGGUCUGCAAGAGAACUAGGAGAAGGAAGCCAUGAAGACUCCUCUUGGGUGAAAGCCCAAAUGCAGGAAUUAGGCACUCGCUGGGAAACUGUGUGCAAUUUGUCUGUAUCGAAACAGACUCGACUUGAAGAAGCUUUGCAUAAGGCAGAAAGUUUUCAUGCAGCAGUGCAUGCCCUGUUAGAGUGGCUUGCAGAUGCAGAACAAGCACUUCGUUUCCAUGGGAUUCUCCCUGAUGAUGAAGACUCAUUGCACUUACUUAUAGAACAACAUAAGGAGUUUAUGAGGAAAGUUGAAGAGAAAAGGUCUGAACUGAAUAAAGGAGCAAGUAUGGGAGAAGCAAUCCUGGCAAUUUGUCACCAGGACUCUAUUACAACUAUUAAGCACUGGAUAACCAUAAUCAGAGCUAGAUUUGAGGAGGUUCUAACCUGGGCAAAGCAGCAUCAACACAGGCUUGCAGUUGCUUUGGAUGAUCUAAUUGCUAAGAAAGAGCUGCUUGAAUCUUUGCUGGCGUGGUUACAAUGGUCAGAAAUGACACUCAAUGAAAAAGACAAAGAAGAUAUCCCACAAGACUUAGAUGAGGUUAAAGCACUUAUUGAAGAGCAUCAGAUAUUUAUGGAAGAAAUGACACAAAAGCAGCCAGAUGUUGAUAAGGUCACUAAAACAUACAAAAGGAAAGCAGAAUCCACUUCAGUACAGUCUCAGAUCCCUGUCUUGGGUAAAGGGAGGGGAGGUUGGAAACGAUCACCAACACCAAGUUUGUAUCCUUCUGGUUCACAGACAUCCCUUGAAACUAAAAACCCAAGGGUGAAUUUACUUGUAAGCAAAUGGCAACAAGUGUGGUUAUUGGCAUUAGAGAGAAGAAGAAAGCUUAAUGAUGCCUUGGAUAGGUUAGAAGAGUUAAGGGAAUUUGCCAACUUUGAUUUUGAUGUGUGGAGAAAGAAGUAUAUGCGAUGGAUGAACCAUAAAAAAUCUCGAGUAAUGGAUUUCUUCAGAAGGAUAGAUAAAGAUCAGGAUGGAAAAAUCACAAGACAAGAAUUUAUAGAAGGGAUCCUUUCCUCCAAGUUUCCAACCAGCCGCCUUGAGAUGAGUGCUGUGGCAGAUAUCUUUGAUCGUGAUGGUGAUGGAUACAUUGACUAUUAUGAGUUUGUGGCAGCCCUUCAUCCAAACAAAGAUGCAUACAAACCAAUAACUGAUGCUGACAAAAUUGAAGAUGAGGUCACACGCCAAGUAGCAAAAUGUAAGUGUGCCAAGAGAUUCCAAGUUGAACAAAUAGGAGAAAACAAAUACAGAUUCUUCCUGGGAAAUCAGUUUGGAGACUCCCAACAACUUCGCCUUGUUCGUAUUUUGAGAAGCACUGUGAUGGUUCGAGUUGGUGGUGGGUGGAUGGCACUUGAUGAAUUUUUAGUGAAAAAUGAUCCUUGUAGAGUUCAUCAUCAUGGAAGUAAAAUGUUACGCUCGGAGUCAAACUCUUCAAUUACUACUCAGCCUCUUAUAGCUAAAGGAAGGACAAAUGUAGAGCUGCGUGAGAAGUUCAUGCUACCAGAAGGUGCUAGCCAGAGCAUGACUCCAUUCCGGCCAAAGGGUCGUAGAUCUAGACCAUCUUCAAGAGGUGCAUCCCCUAACAGAUCCAAUUCCAGUCCAAACAUACAAGCCAGUCCAUCAUUGGCUGCAAGUUCCAGUACACCUAAGACACCCCUCCAUUUAACACGCAAUUAUGGUAAGCCAUGGCUGACAAACAGCAAAACCUCAACACCCUGUAAGAGUCCCGAGUCCCCAGAAUAUCAACUCUCAUCUCUGGAGACAACACCUAUACAAGGAAGCAAGCUAAGGCUCCCGGGAUACCUGUCCGGCAAAGAAUUUAACUCAAUAGGAGACAGUAACAUUUUAACUACUGCCGCCACCAAAGUCAGGACACAGUUUGCAGACUACAGGAAAACUCCAAGUCGUGCCGGAAGCAAAGCUGGAAGCAGAUCAAGCAGUCGGCGCGGCAGCGAUGCCUCAGACUUUGAUAUUUCAGAAAUCCAAUCAGUGUGUUCUGAUAUGCCCGAGACUUUGUUAAACAGCAGCAGGCCGUCUCCGCGAGCAAGUCCACGCUCAGGAACAGGCAAACCUUCCAAAAUUCCAACACCACAACGACGGUCUCCAAUGAACAAACCCAACAAACUGACAAAAAGAUAAGGGCGCCUUGCUCUGCACAGCUUUUUUUCAUUGUGCUUUGCCUAUUUAAGUUCCUAAGAUGUAAAAACUAUUGUGUAAAAUGCGAUGUUUGAUUUUAACCCUGCAGAUGGCCUUAAAUGUAUGUUUGUCUUGUUUUUACACUUAUUUUUAUCAACAUUUCAUUGUCUUAUCGUUUGGAAGAGUGUAAAGGAGAUUCAAUGAAACUAACCUGUCCCUCUUUGUGUGUCAGACAUCCACUAAAGCAGUUGUUGAAUGUAUUUAUAACUCUCUGCAUUCUGGAAGACAGUACAGUAUGCCAACCACAGCUUCAUUAGUUACCAAUAUGAAUACCUCAGAAUGACAGUAUUUAUACUAGUGCAAAAAAAAAAAAAAGGUGAUCUGAGCUGAAAAUACAAACACUAAAUCUUUAUUCACUUGAAUAUAUAUUUAUGCACACUGCAUUUAUUUUGCGCAGUUUUAUGUUGGGGAUCUCACAGGUCGGUAUUUAAUCACGUGCAAGACUCAUUUUUCUUAACGCCUGUGAGAUUCUGCCCAAUAGAACUUUAGUUGUGUCCAAAUAAUCGCAUUAUGUGCAUAAGUGAGGUUUUCUUUCGCUUGAGUGGAUGAUAGGUAUCAGACUACUUUUGUAUGAAAUCCGUUUUGCUUGCAAAAUCUAAAUAAUAAAACAUGUCCAAAACCGA
Xenopus laevis (African clawed frog) is the source of this 23717-nucleotide messenger RNA. RefSeq names its product dystonin L homeolog (gene dst.L). The transcript has 104 exons. Gene Ontology annotation, biological process: wound healing; intermediate filament cytoskeleton organization; hemidesmosome assembly. Gene Ontology annotation, cellular component: focal adhesion; endoplasmic reticulum membrane; nuclear envelope. Lineage: Eukaryota; Metazoa; Chordata; Amphibia; Anura; Pipidae. Bases 337 to 23037 code for a protein of 7566 amino acids. Gene Ontology annotation, molecular function: microtubule binding; protein homodimerization activity; calcium ion binding. The record is from RefSeq and is a predicted model, not a curated record.